AUGGCUUCAUGGAGCACCUGCGGCCAUGGUCAUCACAGUUCUCAGACAUUGUUCCCAUCCUUCCUGGAUCAUCUUCCCCCCUGCCUCUACAUUCUUCACUGCCCCACACUAUGCGACAGGAGAGAAUCAUUACGAAAACGCCAUAAAAAAGACGUUAUCAUUAGCAUAUUGAUUUUGCAGGUAGGGAAACUGAAGCACAGAGUAGUCACACAGCCAGGAGGUGCUGCGGCCAGGAUUCCAGUGUACCUUUGGGGCGCAGCGCCCGGCCUGCCUCCUGAACCAUCCGAUCAGUCUUCCCCCAUCUUGGUUGGUGACACCACUGUGCACUCAGUCAUUUGGUCGAAACGCUUACAACGGUGGCGCUUCUCUCACCGGCUCUUCUCCAAUUCCAGGCUGGAAUUGAGAACUAAGAAAAGAAUCACAAUGCAUGCUCUGCUCAUUGUUCUUUCCCCAUCCGGAACAUCAGUGGGAGUUGAGAUUUUAGCAUCAACAGAAGUAGUGUGUGCUCCAUAUCUAAGAACCAGCAUUGGAAGGGAUUUGGAGAUCAUUUAUUACAACCACUUCUUUUGCAGACUAAGAAACACAGAUGGAGGGAAGCCAAAGACCCUUGUUUAAAGUCACAGACAUACCAAAGCAGGAUCAGAACCAAGGGUCCUCCCUACUACCAGCUCCUUGGAGACUCCUCACUGCCAGGAAUGAUAUAGGUGCUCAAUGAACGUUUGUGGAAUAAAUGUCAAACUUAUUCUCAAUGUUUGUGGGAUAAAUAUCAGACUUAUUGUCAACUGGAAACUGAAAAAGUACAAAGGUGUUUAGUUGGAGACUCAUAAUUGUUUCAGGGAGUGCAGAUUUGGAAUGGAGUAGUCAGAAGAGCAUCCUAGGGUGCCUGGGUGACUCAGUCAUUUGAGUGUCUGACUUUAACUCAGGUCAUGAUCUCAUGGUCUGUGAGAUAGAGCCCCGUGUUGGGCUCUGUGCUGACAUCUCAGAGCCUGGGGCCUGCUUUGGAUUCUGUGUCUCCCUCUCUCUCUGCCCCUCCCCCACU
Molecule: messenger RNA, 1039 nt
Organism: Panthera uncia (snow leopard)
Lineage: Eukaryota; Metazoa; Chordata; Mammalia; Carnivora; Felidae
Exons: 3
Coding region: 1-615 (204 amino acids)
Source: RefSeq, a predicted model, not a curated record